Magnusiomyces paraingens is the source of this 3000-nucleotide messenger RNA. RefSeq lists its product as uncharacterized. Gene Ontology annotation, molecular function: DNA-binding transcription factor activity, RNA polymerase II-specific; RNA polymerase II cis-regulatory region sequence-specific DNA binding. Bases 1 to 3000 code for a protein of 999 amino acids. The transcript has 3 exons. Gene Ontology annotation, biological process: regulation of transcription by RNA polymerase II. The record is from RefSeq and is a predicted model, not a curated record. Gene Ontology annotation, cellular component: chromatin. Lineage: Eukaryota; Fungi; Ascomycota; Dipodascomycetes; Dipodascales; Dipodascaceae.
AUGAGCAGAGCUCGCCAAAGCGACCUUCCCCAAAAGCACGACCGCCAGUACGUCUGCACAUAUGAAGGAUGUACAAAAUCUUUUAACCGACGUGACUAUCUUGAACGUCAUGCUGUCAAUCAUCUCCCGGUAAAACCAUAUACCUGCCAUUCAUGUAAUCGCUCCUUCUCUAGAAGUGAUCUCUAUGAAAAUCACCUUCUCACUCGUUUUCAUAUCAAGCGUGCAAAUGGUGCAAUCAUCCCUUACCUACCUGAACAAAACCAAAAGCCUUCUAAAUCUCGACAAACUCCUACUCACCUCCCAUCCCCUUCGGAAUCCCCAGCGCCAGCUCCAGCUCCAGCUCCAGCUCCAGCGCCAGCUCCAACCUAUGUCACUGGAGCUGUUGCUCCUAGCUCUUCUUCCAGCAAACACUCCCAUCAUAGCAGCCACCGCAGUAAUAGUAUUAAAAGUAUCAUCAAUGAUAUUACCCCUCCUAGUUCGAAUAGCAGCUCUAGAAGCAGCAGUGCUGCAUCAAGCUCUCGGAACAGUAGCUCCAGUAGCUCCAGUAGUACCACCCAAUCUCGCCAGGCUUCUGUCUCUUCUGUCAUGAGCAUAAGCCAUACCCUUUCCGAACCUGUCUUUACAAGACCACAAUCUCAAGUCUUUCAGCCUCAACCUGCGCAACCACUUUCCACUUUUGAACCAAAACAAAUAACUCCUUCUUCACCAUAUGAGAAAAAUUACUUGGAACAAUUUUCAAUCUCUAAAAACAGACGUGGAAACAUUCAGUCUUCUUUGGCUCAUGUCCCCAUCCAAAACAUUAUUAAUAAUAACCCCUCGCCACGUCUCCCUCUACCCAAGGCUGGCAACCCCUUUAUGUUUUUCUUUGCUGAAGACAAUUAUAAUAAAGAAAAUACCCUCGAUGUUUUCCAAGCACUUUCCCACUAUCACUACAAUAACCUUCGUUCAUAUCCUUCUACACCAGCUGAGAGUUUGAAAACUCGCUGCUACGAAGUUUCUAAUCUUAUGGCACACCAUAUCAACCAAUUCUUUUCUCCCUGUCACAUUAAUUUUAACUUUUCUGCUCAUGACAUUUCACAUUACAUUCGAACCGCCUGGCUCAAUUUUGAAUGCGUCAAUUUUACAAUGCAUAGAAUUUCCUUUAUUGCUGAAGCUUCAAACCCUUUACUACUAGCUACUUUAGUUUAUCUUGGAUUUUAUUACCAUCAUCCAAAUCCCCGUCAGCUUAUUCCCAUAUUCUUGACUUUGGAACGUCAUUGCCAUGCUGCACUUAUAGGAUCUGGUCAUAUCGCGUAUCAUAAUAAACUCGAUGUUAUUCUUUCCUGCGCUUUACUUAUUUGGAACAAUGUCGCUUACCUUGAACCAAAUUCUCCAAACAAAGGUCUCUUUACUCCUAAAGACUUGCUUCUUUUGGGCGAACAUUAUCUUCGUCUUGGUGGCUGCUUUUCCCCUCCUGAAUGCACUUCCAUGGCAUACCCUAAUGCUACUGCUGAUUCUUACCAGUUUGCCUUUCACAGAUCAACAUCUCUUGAUGUUAUUGAAAACCAGUGGAAAACUUGGGUCUUGCAUGAAAGCUGUAUCCGACUGCUUCACUUUGUCAAUGUACUUGGUAUCAUGCACGUUGAUGCACUGCAUAAUGCUGAUUUGCUUCCUUUAAAUCAGCUUGACUUACCUAUGCCUAGUCCUGAUAGUCUAUGGGUUGCUUCUUCUACUGAAAUGUUUUUCCAUACUGUUGGACCUUCGCGUAACAUUCGCACUACGUCAUACUUGCUGGUUCUCAAGUCAAUGCUCAAACUUCCAAGUCUCUUGGACUCUAAUACAAUGUCGGUUAAACUCAGAGAGUCUAAAGAUGCCACAACAUGGACCUUGGGUCCCUUUGUUGUUUCAUGCUAUGGUCUGGCUGUUAUUUCUUGGGGUGUCGGUGUGGGACCUGUUGCAAACUUUGAUAGUAUACAUAGAUCGCUCAAUCCUCAUUAUAACCCAGCUACAUGUCCAUUUAGACCACAUGUUACUCCGAGAGGCUCUUUUGUUUCUGAUGGCAUGUUACAUUCACGCAUCCAUUAUGCGUUUGAAAUGUUAGAACAGCUUGGCGAGCGCGCAACUCGGAAGUUUACUGAAGCUGAUUUUACCCAGUACGUGUCACGCCAAACUAAAAAUACCUUAUCGCACCUCAUUACUUCUCCAGAGUCCCCUGUCCCAUGGCUUUGCACCGUUUUGGGGAGUAUCCAUUUUCAGCUGUGUUUCUGCAGCCUUGUUUCCGAAAAUGAGUUUCUUGAAACGUUGGUUAAUGAAUUACCAACUCGCUUGGAGCUGGCUUGCAGUCGCAUUGGCACUGAGUCUUAUGAUAUGAUUGAACAGUACUUGCUGUUUGGUGAUGGCGUUCAUGCUCAAGAAACCUAUCGACAGUUUUAUCAUUGGAUUCGUGAUUAUCAUACUGAAAAUCGCGUCACGCUGUCAGCCUAUUACUUGCUUAACUUGGUUCACGUUAGCUCGUCUGCAACUUGCGGUGGAAUUGAAUCGCGAAAUUCUCGUAAGCUCUUGAUGAAUGCCCUUUUAUGUCUUUGGGCUUGGGAUUAUUACGAGCGCGAGCAAACCCGUAAGGACACUGAAUUGAUGGAACCACCAUCUUACCUGCUUGAAUACUGGGUUAAUUGCGAGGGCUUGUCCACAAUCAGUAUGCAGAACAAGGGCCUCAUUAGGCAGAGCCUGGGGUAUUUGCUUGCCUGCUGGGAAAAGACACGCAAGUCGUUUAGUGCCCCUGAUGAGCGUUACAAGCGCCUUAAGAAUGUAUACUUCCAGCCCCCAAAGCAGGAAAGUGUUCCGUCACCUCACCUUAAUUACUCUACAAACACUCGAAAGGUUCGGCCGCUGCAGAGCGGCGCCGGGCCCUUGAUGCAGACUUUUGUCUUGAUCGAUACAGUCAUUCGUUUGGACAAGUCUGAUCCUUUGAAUUCUACACUUGUAAAGUUGUCGUGCUUUGCACGCGCGUACCAAAAUUAG